AUGACAUUACUGUUUUUUGGCAGGAGCCUCCUGCAUCGUUUAAAAAGAUCAUUUCGUUUUUUGCCUGGUUAUCAGAACUAUAUUUUUAGUAAUGGGAAGAAGAUUGACGGGGUUUAUAAUAAUGAAAGUGGUAAAUUUAAAGGCCUGAGCAAAUUUUGCUCCAUUUUAGGCCUUGAGAAUUUUAGCCAGUUUAACUUGGUGCUGUUCACUUAUGAGGAACAUGGGAUGAGUUCUGUAGCUUUUUUUGAUGAUCACUUUGUUGAAGUACUAUUCCCUGGAACGCCAUUGUCUAUUGGUCAAAACUCAGAGAAUCCCACAGCUACUGGACGUAUUGAGAUUGUCGUGAAGCCUUAUCACAUGUACCAAUACAGCUACGGAGUGGAUGUGUCAACAGUGCAUAACUCGAUUACCGCUUUCUGGAAGAAGACAGACUACAUCAACCUCCACUCAGGAGAAAGGUCAUGGAAGGUGCAGGUCAAGUGUCGAGGUGUCAAAAACCGGCGUUCAACAAUCAACAAUGGAUGGAUCCAGCUUCGGGAGGAUUUGGGAUUGGUCGAAGGUGAUAUUGUGGUCUUAGAGUGUGCCCACUUUUGUGGUAAUCAUUUUGCUCUCCAUGUUGUCAAGAAUGAUGGUGCAUAGAGUUGGUUUAUUUGUUAUUAUGCACUGACGAUAUUUCCAAUGGGUCAUCCUCUUCUCACGUACUUAUAAUUACCAAACUGGUAGACUUUGCUGUAUUGUUAACGUUGGCCCCUUUUGUGUGCAACUGAAUAUACUCUAUUAGGGAGUAGUAAAAUUAAGGCUGGUCAUUACUUUUGGUUCAACCUUGGUUAUUUACUUUGGUUUAUGCUUUUAUUGUUUAUGUUUUU
Daucus carota subsp. sativus is the source of this 866-nucleotide messenger RNA. RefSeq lists its product as uncharacterized. The record is from RefSeq and is a predicted model, not a curated record. The transcript is spliced from 3 exons. The coding region runs from base 1 to 639 and encodes 212 amino acids. Lineage: Eukaryota; Viridiplantae; Streptophyta; Magnoliopsida; Apiales; Apiaceae.